AGAGAGAUGUAAACUACAAAUUUAGAAAGCUGUGUCUCCUCUUCCUCAAUCAAAAACACAUUGAAGAAAACCCCUAAAACCCAACUCACAGUGGUUUUACUGGUUUUCCAAUGCCAAAAUGAGACGAAGCUCUACUAUCGGAAGAAACCUCCCUUACUCCAUUAACCUAUCCAAUGCAACACCCAAACAAACCCUACUCCCCUACUCUACUUCCUCCGCCGGCGGCGGAGAUGGCCGAGGACGAGGCCGAGGUACCAUUCCUCGCUUUGACUUCAACGCACCGCGAGCUCCGGGUCAGCCACAGCCCGAUGCCGUCAAACCCGACCCCGACGAAUCUCCGUCCUCUUUAGGACGUGGCCGUGGUAAACCCCUCGCUUCUUCCCCAAUUCUCCCCUCCUAUACCUCUUUCGUUUCCUCGUUCAAGCCUCCUUCAGCUGCUGGUCGGGGAGCACCCUCCGAUUCAGUUCCGAGCCCACCCGGCGCCGAACAGAGGACACCGGAGGAGUUCAGUGAUUCUGAACCCAAGAAACCCAUUUUCUUCAGAAGGGAAGAUGUUAUGGAUUCUGUGCAAUCUAGUGUUGUAGAUGGGGGCGUUUCGGACGCUGGGAAGAGUCGUCUCCCGGAGAAUAUUGCGUCGAUGAUGAGUGGUGCAGGUAGGGGACAAGUCAGGAGGCAACCACCGGGUCCAGAGAUCCAAACUAAGGAAGUGAACCGGCAUAUUCGGCCCCCAAAGGCUCAGGGUCCGGCAACUGAAAGGCGAGCAGUGCCGAAAAUGAGUCCGGAAGAGGCGCGGCAGCAUGCAUUGGGGGUAUUGGGGCGGGAUUCGGACGGUGCUGAUGUUGGAGAAGGUGGAAGAGGUGGAGGUAGAGGGAUGAGAGGAAGAGGCGGGCGCGGCCGUGGCCGUGGCCGGGGAAGAGGGACUGGAAGAGGGAGGGGUAGGUAUCAGGAUUCGGAAGAUGAGAAUGAGACAGCGUUGUUCGGUGACAGUGUUGAAGCGGAGAAAAUGCAAGAGAAGUUGGCCGAGAAGUUUGGAACUGAAGUUAUGACCAAAUUUACUGAAGGGUUUGAAGAGAUGGGUGAUAGGGUACUGCCUUCUCCAACGGAUGACGCCUAUCUGGAUGCUCUAGAUGUGAAUUAUAAGAUAGAGUUUGAACCGGAGUAUAUGAUGGGAGAUUUUGAGAAUAACCCAGAUAUAGAUGAGAAGCCACCUAUUUCUCUUCGAGAUGCACUCGAGAAGGCGAAGCCAUUCUUGAUGGCUUAUGAGGGCAUUGAAAGCCAAGAAGAGUGGGAGGAAAUCAUGAAAGAGACAAUGGAGACAGUGCCAUUGUUGAAGGAGAUUGUUGAUCACUACAGUGGACCAAAUAGGGUGACUGCGAAGAGACAACAAGAAGAAUUAGAAAGGGUUGCUAAAACUCUCCCCGUAAGGGCUCCUGAUUCUGUAAAGCAAUUCACUGAUCGUGCAGUACUUUCUCUCCAGAGCAACCCUGGCUGGGGAUUUGACAAGAAAUGUCAGUUUAUGGAUAAGUUGGUGUGGCGGAUGUCGCAGCAGUACAAGUAAGCUAAAAUAAUGCUCAUUUUAUGGUUGAUUUACAUGCCGAACCUGAACUGAUUCUGGGGCAGUUUGACCGUCGUAUGACGUAAAUUUUGUGCUCAACGUAUAUUUCUUUCAAAAGAAUUUCUUGUCAAUUGUGUUGUGGCACACAGAAAAUAGAACUUUUCUUGAUUUUUUGUAAUAAUUUCAAUAAUGUAUUCGACAUAAGCAUCUUUGGUAAAAGGAGUAUACUUACAACUUCUUUGGCUUGGGGGCUCUUUUCUGAACUGGAAAUUAGUAGUGUUGAGGAAAUUUUCAUGCUUAUUAUCUUUCCCUAUUAUUUACUAGUCUUUUGGAAUAUUUGUAGCUUGAGGUUGAGAAUGUGGUAUUAUUUUCCUUAA
Molecule: messenger RNA, 1932 nt
Organism: Cannabis sativa
Lineage: Eukaryota; Viridiplantae; Streptophyta; Magnoliopsida; Rosales; Cannabaceae
Exons: 4
Coding region: 119-1558 (479 amino acids)
Source: RefSeq, a predicted model, not a curated record